Messenger RNA from Penicillium robsamsonii, 1626 nucleotides. Its product is annotated as Major facilitator superfamily domain general substrate transporter. Gene Ontology annotation, biological process: transmembrane transport; carbohydrate transport. Lineage: Eukaryota; Fungi; Ascomycota; Eurotiomycetes; Eurotiales; Aspergillaceae. Gene Ontology annotation, molecular function: carbohydrate:proton symporter activity. The transcript is spliced from 4 exons. The coding region runs from base 1 to 1626 and encodes 541 amino acids. Gene Ontology annotation, cellular component: membrane. The record is from RefSeq and is a predicted model, not a curated record.
AUGGCAGACCACACACAUACAGGCCACCUAGCCGAGAAAGAAGGUGCCAGUGAUGCCAUGCACCAUGAGCACAAGGAGGGCGUCAAGGUAGAGACUCUUCAAGGCUCAGUGGCUCUGGAUAUUGCCAGGCGAACCAAUCCUCCGAAUCCAUGGAGUGCUCAGAUGAAAAAGCUAUAUUUAUUCUUGACUGUGGCAUAUCUUUGCUCGGCCCUAAAUGGAUUUGAUGGCUCGCUUAUGGGUGCUCUGCUUCCUAUUAAGCAAUUUCAAGACACCUUCGGUGCUGGCUUGGUGGGUUCGAAAGCUUCCUUGAUUCAAGGAAUGUACACCAUUGGAGGUGUCUGUGCGCUGCCGUUCGUCGGAGCUUUCCUGGAUACCUGGGGUCGCCGGUGCGGCAUGUUCGUUGGGUCCUGCUCUGUCAUCCUGGGUACUAUUCUUGGUGGAACCGCUAACCACAUGGAUCAAUUGCUUGCCAGCCGGUUCUUCCUUGGCUGGGGCUACUCCUUGGCGUCCGCUGCCGCACCCGCAUACGUGGUCGAGAUAAGUCACCCCGAAUACCGCGACAUUUUGACCGGUUUAUACAAUUGCCAGUACUUUGUCGGUGCCAUUGCUGCUGCUGGUGCUUGUCGCGGAUGCCUGAGAUUCGAAAGUUCCCUCGCCUGGCGCAUUCCCAUCUGGUGUCAGCUGAUUUCGUCCUCCAUCGUAGUGAUAACUGUUUGGUUCAUACCCGAGUCACCUCGUUGGCUUUAUAGCCAUGGGCGCCGCGAGGAAGCCUGGGAUGUUAUCACCAAGUAUCACGGCGAGGGGUCUAGGGACAAUGCUUAUGUCCACCUACAGGUCCGGGACUACGAAGAUGCGAUCAACCUCGAAGGGUCGGAUAAGAAGGCAUGGGACUUCAGAGAACUCGUUAACACGAAGGCCGCCAGAUGGCGCCUCACUUGUGUGGGUAUCGCAUCUUUCUUGAGCCAGUGGGCGCAGGCUGGAGUCACGAGCUACUACAUUGGCGGUCUUUUAGCCACAGCUGGUAUCACAGACACAACAAGGGUGCUCAACGUCAAUCUGGGCAACACGAUUCUUUCUGCUGGCGGAGCUUAUAUGGGAAGUUAUCUCGGCCCAAAAUUCAGACGCAGGCCUAUGAUGAUUGGCGCGUCUAUUGCUUGCAGUCUGUGCUUUGCGAGCUUUUCAGCCACAACCGGUGUAUACGCAGAGACAAAAGCACCAGGAGCUGCCACUGCUUCUAUCGUGUUUAUCUUCUUGACAGGCUUUUGUUAUAGCUUUGGCUGGACCCCAUUGCAGGCCAUGUACGCCGUCGAAUGUCUUUCAUACGAGACUCGCGCCAAGGGAAUGGCCAUGUACUCCGUCUUCACCAAUAUUGCCUUGCUCGUGAACCAGUUUGGAUUCGGAAAUGCCAUCAAUGUCAUUGGCUGGCAUACAUACAUCAUCCUAGCCGGUUGGAACAUUGUGCAGGGAGUGUUCAUCUAUUUCUUCGCUGUUGAAACAAACGGGCGGACCCUCGAGGAACUUAGUGAGAUCUUUGAAGCGCCCAAUCCCCGCAAGAAGAGUACCGAAACACAACAGGUAUUGGUGUCCGAGACGGAGAACCAGGUGGUGGAAGUAAAGGGUGCAUGA